Darwinula stevensoni is the source of this 3974-nucleotide messenger RNA. The record is from the annotation of a GenBank genome assembly. NCBI's taxonomy places the organism in Eukaryota, Metazoa, Arthropoda, Ostracoda, Podocopida, Darwinulidae.
AUGGACAGCGGAUGGACAGCGGAUGGACGCCUGGAGGGUCCGGAUGGCGAGCGUCCCGAGUACCGAACGGCGUAUGCUUGCGAGGGUUCUACUCUGAGCCUGGAAUGCGAAGCCGGCCACGUGAUUCACCUCAUCCGUGCUAAUUACGGCCGGUUCUCCAUUGCCGUCUGCAACGACCACGGGAACACCGAUUGGAGCGUUUCCUGUACUUCCCCGAGAUCUCUCAACAUUCUUAACGAAAGGUGUGGGAGCGUGUCGGAAUGCACGCUACACGUGAGUAGUGAGAUCUUUGGAGACCCCUGUCCCGGGACCCACAAAUACAUCGAGGUGCACUUCUCCUGUGCUGUCGCCGUGCCAACGACACCGACGAGCCGUCCGCGGCCACCCCUCUUCCUCACGCCCAAGUGGUUGAGUCAGACCCCCACGAGUACGAGUGCGAGUACUAGUUCGAGUACGAGUACGAGCACGAGCGCGAGCACGAGCGCGAGCACGACGACCACCACAACCACAACCACGUCGACGACCACCAGCACCACCCCCACCCCAUCGCCAUCGGCCGCCGAUGAGCGUCCCCCGGCCACUACGCCCCACGGGGCUCUCAUGAGCAACGACAUCCAGGAGGUGUUGUCGUUGGAUGGGGACAUCCCACAGGAGGAGGUGACGACCCUUCGUUAUGAGGUUCACGAGAUCCCGGAGGACUCUGACGACAAGUUUAAUGAAUGGACCGAGGGAGCUGAGGGGGCAGAGGACGAUGAGCUGCUUCCAGAAAUGCCAUCUCCAUCGUCUUCCUCUUCCUCGACGCUGAGUUACGAGGACGUCUCCCUGUUGGAGGGAUCUUGUGCCCCGAGAGAGGCAAGGAAUCUCUCGUGGAACUGGACGGUGGACGGAAAGACGGCCGCUCAGCCGUGUCCCGGUGGGGCGACCGGAUUGGCCAAAUGGCACUGCCAACAUGGCACGUGGUCGCCGGAAUCCCCCGAUCUCAGCCUGUGCAAGUCUCUCUGGCUCACCAGUCUUCAGGCCAGAUUGACGGAGGGAGAGUCGGCUUCGAGCGUGGCGAACGACCUGGCUCAGGUCACCCUGAGUAAAGGCCUAUACGGAGGAGACACCCUGGCCAGCACGGGGCUCAUCCGGGAUCUGGCACAGUCUCUCGUCGCCUCUGAUUCACCUCAGGUUUCUGAGGUCUUGGCAGCCGUGGUGAAGGCCGGAUCUCAUCUGUUGGGAAAAGCCCAGCGAUUGUCAUGGUUUGACCUCAGCCUGGCCCAGCAAAGAAAAGCCAUAACUCAACUUCUCGUGGCACUGGAGGAAAAUGCUUUUCUCUUGGCUAAUUCCUUUGCAGAAGAGCGGAGGAUCAUCAUUUCGAAGGAUCAUAUCUUGACUUCGGUGCAAGCGAUCUCGGCACAUAACUUUCAAGAUGCUGUAUUCCCCGGAGAAUACGAAGUGCAAUUCUGGAGUCACGAUCCAUACGUGUCGAUUCGACUCCCAGCUCAAGCACUUCUCCGCCAUUCCCGAUCGGGACUCACCAAACUCGUGUUCUUCCUCUAUGACGGGUUGGAAGAGAUCCUCCAAGGAUCCGAAGCACAGAAGCAGAUGGGAAACGGGAAGCACGGGAGUCCUCUGGUGCUGAAUAGCAAGGUGGUCUCCGCAUCCCUCGGAGAGGGGAGACACAUCGAGCUUCCCGAACCGGCCACCAUCGUCUUCACGCACCUGCGUCAGAAUGCCACGCACCCGUCUUGUGUCUUCUGGGAUUAUACUCAGAGCUGGUGGUCGGAUGAAGGGUGCCGAGUGGUGACGGGGAAUGCCACUCAUACCGAGUGUGAAUGCAAUCACCUGACCAACUUUGCCCUGCUCAUGGAGCCAGUACCAGAAUCACCGCUCGAGAGUCCCAACACUUCCCUGAACGUGAUGCUCAUUAUUGGAUGUGUAGUCACCUGCCUCUGCCUGGGAUUUGCCGUCGCUUCCUUUUGGGUCUUCCGCUCGCUCAGAAGCAAUGAUACUGCCAUCUACCAAAACCUGUGCAUUUGCACCUUGGUCGUGGAGAUCUUGUUUGUGUCUGGAGGGAGAGGAACAGGGAACGUAGCUGCAUGCAGCACGGUUGCUGGUCUUCUCCAUUUCUUCUUCCUCUGUGUUUUCUUCUGGAUGUUCUUUCUUGCCUUCAACCUGUACCUGGCAGUGGUUCGAUCUCCAGUCUCUGAGAAGUCUCAUCUCAAGUGGUUCUAUGCCAUUUCAUAUGCCUGCCCUGCUUUGAUCGUGGCCAUCUCAUGCAUCGUCGAUCCCAGCAGCUACGGAACUGCAUCUCACUGUUGGCUCCGGGCUGAUAAUUAUUUCAUCUUCAGCUUCAUUGGACCUCUCAUCUUCGUGCUUGUGGCCACAAUUGCAGCUCUAGGACUGUCCACCUACUCCAUCUGUUCAGAAGAAUAUGAAAAGAGUGGAAUGCCAAGCAAGAUGGAGAUGCACAGACCCCAGCUGAGAAAUACCUACAUCCUGUUUAUGCUCUUAUCACUCACAUGGACAUUUGGACUGGUCUAUCUCUAUCAAGAAUCGCCAGUGAUAGUUUCCCUUUUCACAGCUCUUAACAUCCUCCUUGGAAUUUAUCUCUGCCUCAUCACAUGUGCUUGCAAUGAAGCUGUGCAGAGCAAGUACCGAGACUGGGCUCAGUACAGUGAAUGCCUCCCACUGUGCUUCAAUGGAUCUGGUGACAAAGAAAAGCCUUAUCUGGCCAAUAAUACAGCUCUGCAACGUGUUCACACUCAGCCUCUAGGAACCAUGCCCCCUGGAGCUGCCCCUAUCCUCAGUCUUGACAACUCCCAUCUGAUUGCAUACCCAGUGAUAGCAGGAUGCAACACCCUGCCUCACACCCCAUGUGCCCGCAUCACGGUGAAUCAGCUAGAGAGUGUUCUUCAUGGUGUGCCAGUCUCACACCCACAGGUCAUCGAGACCGAGGAAUACUCGACCAAGAGCCUCGGACACGACUCUGGACACGGGAGUUCGGAACAGGAAGAUUCUCCCCACCUGCAUACAUGCACAGGAAGCCUGAGACAUGGCACAAACAAUUGGCGUAUGGUCUACGGCACGGCUCAUCAUCCCCACCAUCAUCACCUUUUGCAUCAUCACCACCCCAGGGCUCCCUCAGAUGAUUCUGGUUGCUUCAUCCAAUGGCCUCAAGUGGAUCCAAAGUUGUCACGACAAGGAGCAAGGCAGAGAGGUCUCAUUCAUGUUGACCAGCAUGGCAGAAGGCAUCUCUAUGUGCCAAAAAAUCACAUGCAUCGAGCAGGAAGUCCUUGGAACCACACGUACACAGAGAUCGACCUGAACCGAGAGAAUGAUCCCGUCUAUGCUGAGAUCGACCAUCAGCAGCUGCAACAGCAGAGACUCGCCGAGCUGAGCGACCUGAGCAACGUCAGUCGACAAUCGUCUCGAAGCUGUAGUGAUCACAAGCCCCUCAUCCCUGUAUCUCAUCAUGAAUGCAACCUGGUGGAUACCAUCAGUUAUGCCAUGGGGUCACCCAAGCUCAAGAGCAAUGGAGGGAAGCAGCAUCAAAGCUGCUUGAACAACAUUGUGCUCAAUCAGAGUCCCAAUCACAUGUCAUCUCCUUUGGAACUGCCUGCAGGCAUGACGUCUGCUCAGAUGGUCAGUCAAAUCUGACUAGAAGCAGGAAGAGACAGACUUGUGUGACCCUGACCAUGCCAAUCGUGAUAGGAACUUGUGAGAAGACUGUGAUAACUCUUUUCUGUUUUUCAUUGCCUCAUAAUUUUUUAAUAAUUCCUUUUACCUCCAGCAGAAACUCCACUUUCCAUGAAUCAUGGAGACUGUGAUUGUGUGCUUGCAUGGAAAAAGUGACAGAGCAUGUGUUUCUGUUCUGGUGCCACGGGCUACCUUAUUCCUUUGUUUUUUUUUUAUUUUUAAUAAGUUAUUCAGUGAAUGAUGAGUAUCUCAUGUGUGUUGUACACUAGUCAAAUGUUAUACUUUGUGCGGGA